Molecule: messenger RNA, 3024 nt
Organism: Closterium sp. Naga37s-1
Lineage: Eukaryota; Viridiplantae; Streptophyta; Zygnematophyceae; Desmidiales; Closteriaceae
Source: the annotation of a GenBank genome assembly
AUGCGCACAUCCGCUGCUUCGCGCGGCGCGCGCAGCACGGCGGAGAAGAGCGGCGUGCCGUGGCGCAAGAUAGUGGAGGAGCUGCAGCAGUCGCCGGAGCUGGUGGCGGAGAAGGAGGCGCUGGAGAAUAAGGACAUCGCCUACCCCGAAUACUACGUGAAGCCCUUCCACGCGUACGACCAAGGCAAUCUCUGCUGGCAGGCGGCGUACGAGGUGGAGGCGGCGACGCUGUCCAUGUGCCGGCGCGCCAUCCCGUGGGCGGACUCCGCGGAGGAGGCUGCGCGCAUCCUGCGCCUGGGGUGGCUGGACACCAUUCAGGCGCACCACACGGCGCACGCGGGGGGCGCGCCCGUGCAGGCCGUGCUGGACGUGGGGUGCAGCGCUGGCGUCAGCACGCGGUGGCUCGCCUCGUACUUCCCCGAGGCGGACGUUACCGGCCUGGACGCAUCUGCAUACUUCCUCGCGGUGGCAUCGCUGCGUGCGAAGCAGCAGCAGCAGCAGGACGCGGCAGUGCAGCUGCAGGGGGGCAACCCCGCCAAGCCCAUCCGCUGGGUGCACGCCCUUGGGGAGGACACGCACAUGCCCUCCGCCUCCUUUGACCUCGUCUCCUUCGCCUUUGUUUUCCACGAGUGUCCACCGGAUGCCAUCAGGGUCCUGCUGACAGAGGCCAAGCGGCUGCUCAAACCGGGCGGCACGGUCGCCUUCACCGACAACUCGCCAAAGUCGAAAAUCAUUCAGAACCUGCCGACGCCAGUGGCAGCGCUGAUGAAGUCAACAGAGCCGCAUUCAGAUGCCUACUACCUGUGCAACGUGGAGGGCAUGAUGAAGGAUCUGGGCUUCACACAUGUCACCACUGUGCUCUCGGACCCGCGCCACCGCACACCCGCGCGGGAACCUCUCGCCACCCCGCGCGCGCUCUUCUCGCCUUCCGCGCGGUAUCCCAUCGCAUCCCAGCGCGCGCUCCUCUUACCGCCCCGCUCGGCCUCCUCUCACCAUCCCGCGCGUGCUCCUCUCGCCUCCCCUCGCGUGCUCCUCUCGCCUUCAAUGCUCGCGAAUCUCUUGCCUCCCCGCGCGGCCGCCUCUCGCCUCCCCGCGCAGCCUCCUCCCGCCAUCCCUCGCGCGCCCCUCUCGCCUCCCCGCGCGUGCUCCUCUCUUCUCACCUACUCGUUCUCCUCUCGCCUCCCCUCGCGCGCCCCUCAAGCCUCCCUGCGCGUGCUCCUCUCUCCUCACCUACUCGUUCUCCUCUCGCCUCCCCUCGCGCGCCCCUCAAGCCCCCCCGCGCGUGCUCCUCUCUCCUCACCUACUCGUUCUCCUCUCGCCUCCCCUCGCGCGCCCCUCAAGCCUCCCCGCGCGUGCUCCUCUCUCCUCACCUACUCGUUCUCCUCUCUCUUCACCUUGCAUGCCUCCCACGCCUCCCCGCGCGUGCUCCUCACUCCUCACCCUGCGUGCUCCUCUCGCCUCCCCGCGCGUGCCCCUCUCUCCUCACCUCCAAUGCUCUUCGAUCGCCAACCUUGCGCGUGCCCCUCUCUCCUCACCCUGCGUGGGCUCCCCUCUCCUCACCUUGCGUGCUCCCCUCUCCUCACCUUGCGUGCUCCCUCUCCUCACCUUGCGUGCUCCCCUCUCCUCACCUUGCGUGCUCCCCUCUCCUCACCUUGCGUGCUCCCCUCUCCUCACCUUGCGUGCUCCCUCUCCUCACCUUGCGUGCUCCCCUCUCCUCACCUUGCGUGCUCCCUCUCCUCACCUUGCGUGCUCCCCUCUCCUCACCUUGCGUGCUCCCCUCUCCUCACCUUGCGUGCUCCCUCUCCUCACCUUGCGUGCUCCCCUCUCCUCACCUUGCGUGCUCCCCUCUCCUCACCUUGCGUGCUCCCCUCUCCUCACCUUGCGUGCUCCCUCUCCUCACCUUGCGUGCUCCCCUCUCCUCACCUUGCGUGCUCCCUCUCCUCACCUUGCGUGCUCCCCUCUCCUCACCUUGCGUGCUCCCCUCUCCUCACCUUGCGUGCUCCCCUCUCCUCACCUUGCGUGCUCCCCUCUCCUCACCUUGCGUGCUCCCCUCUCCUCACCUUGCGUGCUCCCCUCUCCUCACCUUGCGUGCUCCCUCUCCUCACCUUGCGUGCUCCCCUCUCCUCACCUUGCGUGCUCCCUCUCCUCACCUUGCGUGCUCCCCUCUCCUCACCCUGCGUGGGCUCCCCUCUCCUCACCUUGCGUGCUCCCCUCUCCUCACCUUGCGUGCUCCCUCUCCUCACCUUGCGUGCUCCCCUCUCCUCACCUUGCGUGCUCCCCUCUCCUCACCUUGCGUGCUCCCUCUCCUCACCUUGCGUGCUCCCUCUCCUCACCUUGCGUGCUCCCCUCCCCUCACCUUGCGUGCUCCCCUCUCCUCACCUUGCGUGCUCCCUCUCCUCACCUUGCGUGCUCCCCUCUCCUCACCUUGCGUGCUCCCCUCUCCUCACCUUGCGUGCUCCCCUCUCCUCACCUUGCGUGCUCCCUCUCCUCACCUUGCGUGCUCCCCUCUCCUCACCUUGCGUGCUCCCCUCUCCUCACCUUGCGUGCUCCCCUCUCCUCACCUUGCAUGCUCCCCUCUCCUCACCUUGCGUGCUCCCCUCUCCUCACCUUGCGUGCUCCCUCUCCUCACCUUGCGUGCUCCCCUCUCCUCACCUUGCGUGCUCCCCUGUCCUCACCUUGCGUGCUCCCCUCUCCUCACCUUGCGUGCUCCCCUCUCCUCACCUUGCGUGCUCCCUCUCCUCACCUUGCGUGCACCCCUCUCCUCACCUUGCGUGCUCCCCUCUCCUCACCUUGCAUGCUCCCCUCUCCUCACCUUGCGUGCUCCCCUCUCCUCACCUUGCGUGCUCCCUUCUCCUCACCUUGCGUUCUCCCCUCUCCUCACCUUGCGUGCUCCCCUCUCCUCACCUUGCGUGCUCCCCUCUCCUCACCUUGCGUGCUCCUCUAUCCUCACCUUGCGUGCUCCUCUAUCCUCACCUUGCGUGCUCCUCUAUCCUCACCUUGCGUGCUCCUCUCUCCUCACCUUGA